AUGAAGGGAGGCGAAAUCGAGAUGAGAUCAGAUGCCAUGAUUUCUGUCAACACAGAAGGUCUCACAGAGCAAAAUGCUCCGAGCGGUGAGCUUGACAGCGCACCCAGCGGAGUUAGAUGCGCAUCCAAGCGUGGCUCUGUCAAUUCUGAAGGCCCGUGGGCGCUGACUGCAUGCUAUACCACCCGGCACAUGUGUCUGUAUGCCACAUGCCCAUAUUUGCGAAUGUCGCGAUUAUUCCUUGCCCUAGCACGACGCAGUAAGGACGGCGCUCUGUAUACGGAUCUUUGGGCUUUCAAGGUCCGAGGAGCAUGGCCGCGAAUAAUGCUCGAGACUGCAUCUUACAGGAUGCAGAACUGCUCGAGAUAG
Pseudocercospora fijiensis CIRAD86 is the source of this 366-nucleotide messenger RNA. RefSeq lists its product as uncharacterized. The record is from RefSeq and is a predicted model, not a curated record. The transcript has 3 exons. Bases 1 to 366 code for a protein of 121 amino acids. Lineage: Eukaryota; Fungi; Ascomycota; Dothideomycetes; Mycosphaerellales; Mycosphaerellaceae.